CCAAGUGGCGCUUAAACCCCGUGAUGACCCGCGACGGCAGCCUCGGGCGGCGAUGCCUCGCGAGCGUCGCCGUCGCCCGCCGCUCCCCUUGCGACGUGCUCCCCGCCGCAGCCUUCUCCUCCUCCUCCUCCACCUCCACUCCACGGCAGGCUGCCGAUUCCCUUGAACUAGAUGCGGAUGCCAUCGCCGCCUCCGUGCGCUGUUGCCGUUGGCCUGCUCUCGACCCCCUUCUACCCCGCCUCUCCCAUCCUCUCCUCUCCGCCGUCCUCCUCCGCCUCCGCCCCUCCCCCGACCUCAUCCCCCGCUUCCUCCACCGCGUUGGACUCCACCGCCUCGAUCUCCGCUCCCUCUCUACCGCCGCCGCAAUCCUCUCCUCCCUCCGCCCGCCCAACCCCGCCCUCCAACUCCUCAAGAAAGCCAUCAGCGCCCGCCGCUCCGACCUCCCAAAGCAUCUCUUCGACGCCCUUGUCGAAGCCCACCAGGAGCUCGAGCUCUCUGACCCCCCUGUGGUGUUCGAUCUGUUGCUCAAGGCCUACGCCGACGCCGGAGAGCCGGAGAGAGCUCUGCAAGUGUUCUAUCUCAUGAAAGAUGCCAACUUUGUUCCAAGGAUCGAGUCUUGCAACGCUUUGUUGAGCGCGUUCUUGAAGUCGGAUCACAAAGACAGAGCUUGGGUUUUGUAUGCCGAAAUGUUUCGUAUGAGGAUUCCCUCGACUGUUGUGACGUUCAACAUCAUGAUCAAUGUGUUGUGCAAGGAAGGGAAGCUCAAAAAGGCUAAAGCUUUCAUGCAGCACAUGGAGAGCUUUGGGGUUUGGCCGACAGUCAUCACCUAUAACACCAUUAUACAUGGGCAUUGCUCACGCGGCAAGGUCCAAAUGGGUAUCGAGAUGUUGGAUAUCAUGAGGGAGAAGGCGAUUGAGCCCGAUUCCUACACCUAUGGCACACUCAUUUCUGGGCUGUGCAAGGAAGGGCGGCUGCAAGAUGCAUCGAUGAUGUUUGUUGAAAUGCAAGACAGAGGUUUGGUCCCAACUGCCGUAACCUACAAUGCUUUGAUUGAUGGGUGCUGCAACAAGGGAAACUUGGAUGAUUCAUUUAGGUACAGGGAUGAGAUGGUGGAGAAGGGAAUCGAGCCAACUGUGUGCACCUACAAUUUGCUUGUUCAUGCUUUGUUCAUGGAGGGGUGGAACGAGGAGGCUCAUACUUUGAUUAAAGAGAUGGAACAAAAAGGAAUGGUACCUGAUGCAAUCACAUUUAACAUUUUGAUCAAUGGGUACUGCAAGGAAGGGAAUGCCGAUAAGGCAUUCAAGAUGUUUGAGGAGAUGAAAGGGAAAGGGAUUCGUCCAACUAGGGUAACUUACACUUCCUUGAUUUACGGUUUUUGUAAGAAAAACCGAUUAGCUGAGGCCGAUGGUUUAUUUAAAGAGGCCAUGCAUAAGGGUUUGUUGCCGGAUCUCGUGAUGUAUAAUGCAUUAAUUGAUGGACAUUGUGGUGGUGGAAAAAUGGAGCGAGCUUUCGAGCUUCUGAAGGAGCUGGAGAGAAAAAAGAUAGCUCCUGAUGAAGUUACUUUCAAUUCACUGAUGAGGGGGCUCUGUUUGUUGGGAAAAGUUGAAGAGGCCCGUGGACUAAUUGACGAGAUGACCAGACGGGGGAUCAUACCUGAUCUUGUUAGUUAUAAUACUUUAAUCAGUGGUUAUAGCAGAAGAGGUGAUGUGAAGGAUGCUUUAAGUGUAAGAGAUUUAAUGCUGAGUAGGGGUUUCAAUCCUACACUUAUAACAUACAAUGCCCUGAUACAAGGUUUGUGUAAAAAUGGGGAAGGCGAUCAUGCUGAGCAGCUUCUUAAGGAGAUGGUGAGCAAAGGUAUCACUCCUGUUGACAGUACGUACAUGGCACUGAUUGAGGGCCUCGGCGAUGGCAAGAACACAAUAAAGAAUGAGUAACGUUAAUGUGUCAAGCUCAUGUCCACCAAAUUCAAUGGUGAAACUGCUGCAGCACAUCUUCGUCGUAACUUAUCUGAACUUAUACUCGAUCAUUUGAUGAAAUCUGUCCAGUUAUAUCAUGGAUAGUUGGCUCCUUGCUGACACAUUAUACUGAAGGUGUCAAGGUGUUCAUUUCUUGGUGAUUGGUAUUUAUAUGUCCCUAAGGAAUUGUUUUGAGUCACCAUCCACUAGGUAGAGAAGGCAUAGGCACUUGUUUUUAUUUGUUUGAUGAGUUAAUCAGAGACAUUGUAAUCCAUAUUGUAGCAUGAAAAAUGGUUCUGGAAAUUAGUUGGAUAUUAAUAGUUCAGAAACCAAGUGAAUUCAAUUAUUAUUUUUUUUGCUGGA
This is a messenger RNA of Musa acuminata AAA Group (dessert banana), 2318 nucleotides long. RefSeq names its product pentatricopeptide repeat-containing protein At2g15630, mitochondrial. Gene Ontology annotation, molecular function: protein binding. Bases 24 to 1934 code for a protein of 636 amino acids. NCBI's taxonomy places the organism in Eukaryota, Viridiplantae, Streptophyta, Magnoliopsida, Zingiberales, Musaceae. The transcript has a single exon. The record is from RefSeq and is a predicted model, not a curated record.